ACACGUUCACACUUCACACACGUAAAUAUUCUUCAUAACCUCAUUUUUCUGUAAAAUAGAAAUAGAUGUUAAAAGAUUAUAACACUAUACGGUAUUAAAAUGAAUAAAAGGCGGAGAGGAAAUUUUAGACCAAGGAAUUUUCAGCAUAAUCAGAAUAAUCGGAAACCUCGUUCUGAAUAUCUCAACUAUGACCAGCUUUCUGAAAAAGAUGUGGGAAUUACUGAAUAUUUAGGUGAUUUAGAAGGUUUUUCUGGCAUAAUUAAAGCCAGAUAUUCAGACUUUCACGUAAGCGAAAUAAACCUCGAGGGAAAAGUAGCGAAACUAACUGACACAAAUGUCCCAAAAGACUUCUCAAUGAAGAUGAUAAAGCACAAUUACCAUGAAGUCAUAGAGAGCCCUAACAAAUAUAUUCCUCAGGAAAUAUGGGAAGGUAUCAAGGAAGUUAUCAAAUCCAGUUCAGCACCUAUCGAAAUAGAUAUUGAUGAACUGGAUAAAGAUGCUAGACUAGAAAUUCAUAAUUGCGUCAAAAGCCACUUUGGACAGAAGAUUGUUUCAUCUACUAUAGAUGUUGAUGGAAAAAAGAAGAUUCAGUUUAAGAAGUUUGAGAAAGGAGAUAGAAGCGAUGUUCGGUACCAAUGGCCACCAGAUAAAGGAGAAUAUGUAUAUUUUAUUUUGUAUAAAGAAAAAAUGGACACUUUGGAAGCUACACUCAAAAUCAGUUCAGCAUUGCAUAUGAAUGCUUCAAAGUUUACGCAAGCAGGAACUAAGGACAAAAGAGCUGUUACAACCCAAUGGUUUUGUGUUAGGAAAGUAGAACCCUGGAAACUCAUACACAAAACCAAAAAUCUCUACAACAUUCGAAUAGGAAACUUCGAAUUCAAAAAUACUCCACUCUCACUAGGCCAGUUGAAGGGAAACAAGUUUAGAAUUGCUUUGAGGAAUGUGACAGCAUCAGAUGAAGUAAUCAGUGCAGCUAUGGAGCAUUUGAAAGAGAAUGGAUUCAUCAACUACUAUGGACUGCAAAGGUUUGGAAAUGAUAAAGAUGUUCCUACUUUCCAAGUGGGAAUAAGUCUUUUACAAGGAAAAUGGAAAGAGGCUAUUGAUCUUAUUCUAAAGCCUAAGGCUUCAGAUGAUCCAAACUCAUUCCAAGGAGAUGUCGUGAAUGCGAAAAAAAUAUAUAUGGAGACUGGUGAUGCUACAAAAGCAUACGAUGCUCUUCAAAAUAAUAAAUCGAAUGCUGUAGAAGCCAAACUGUUAGAAGGUUUAAGGAAUGCCAAUGAAAAUGACUAUGUGAAUGCGCUGGAAAAAGUUCCUAAAUCAAUGCGCCUACUGUACUUACAUGCUUUCCAAAGUUUGGUUUGGAAUAGAAUGGUAUCUAAACGUCUACAGAUCUAUGGAAUGAAACCUGUUGUAGGAGAUUUAAUAUUAGUAAAUAACAGUGAAAGUAAUUUGGACACUGUGGAGAGUGAGGAGAGCAACACUAAUGACAAAGAAGAAGAAACUGAAGUUAAAUCAAGAAAACAAGUCAGAGCUUUAACUGAAGAAGAUUUAGAGAAGUAUAAUAUAUAUGAUAUAGUAAUGCCUUUACCAGGAUUUGAUAGUACUUAUCCUGAAAAUAUGAAGGAGCAUUAUAAAGAAGUAGUAGAAGAGCUUGGCUUAGAUUUAAGCAUGUCCAAACAGUCAGUCAAAACAUACAAUCUUUCAGGAGAUUAUAGAAAAAUGUUGGAAAAAGCUGAAGAUGUUACAUGGUAUAUAACACAUUACAAUAAUCCCACUGAUAAUUUAAUUUUGUCAGAUUUGCAGGAGUUGAAGGGAGAAGUUUGUACACAAAUUGUUAAAGAUGGAACAUACAAAGCCUUAAUUAUGGAGUUUGCCCUGCCCCCUAGUGCCUACGCCACGAUGGUCUUGCGUCAGAUCAUGAAAGUGGAUACUGCCACUAAUGUACACUCAAAAUUGAACGACUACCACCAAGAGAAGACAUCUGCUAUCACAAGUUCGCCAAAAGUUGAAAACCAGGAACUUAUGGUAGAAGAAGACGGAGGUGCUAGUUUGUUAUCCAAUGCGGAGAAAUACGAGCAGUUUAAGAAUAGUGUUUUUAAUAUUGUUAGCGAAGCGACCAAGAACGAUAUUAUUGAAGGGGGUGAAGUUCCAAAUAAGAAGCAAAAGCUCGAAGAAACAAAUACCGAAACAUGAAUUUAUCUUUAAGUCUUUUUUUUUAAUAAAGUAUUUAAAGUU
This is a messenger RNA of Diabrotica virgifera virgifera (western corn rootworm), 2235 nucleotides long. RefSeq names its product pseudouridylate synthase 7 homolog (gene Pus7). Gene Ontology annotation, cellular component: nucleus. The record is from RefSeq and is a predicted model, not a curated record. Gene Ontology annotation, molecular function: pseudouridine synthase activity; RNA binding. Bases 100 to 2193 code for a protein of 697 amino acids. NCBI's taxonomy places the organism in Eukaryota, Metazoa, Arthropoda, Insecta, Coleoptera, Chrysomelidae. Gene Ontology annotation, biological process: pseudouridine synthesis. The transcript has 9 exons.